Molecule: messenger RNA, 7226 nt
Organism: Schistosoma haematobium
Lineage: Eukaryota; Metazoa; Platyhelminthes; Trematoda; Strigeidida; Schistosomatidae
Product: DC-STAMP domain containing 2
Exons: 13
Coding region: 138-7118 (2326 amino acids)
Biological process (GO): regulation of DNA-templated transcription
Cellular component (GO): membrane
Molecular function (GO): DNA binding
Source: RefSeq, a predicted model, not a curated record
UAACCAUUUAAUCCAAUUUAUAACCAAUGAAAAUGAAUAUAAGCGUCGGUGUGGCUUAUAAAAUCAAACUUCUUGUUAAUAUAAUGCGCUUACAAUAAGUUUUUAUUGUGCAUUUUUAAAACUCAAUCCAACCAGUUAUGCCACGAAGAAGAUGUCCUUCACCAAUAAAUACUACCGCUAAUAAUGUUAUUACUAAUAAUCACAGUAAUAAUAAUCAUGGUAGAACAAUAAAUACAUCGUCAAAUCAUCAUCAUCAUCAUCAUUCAACACAUAAUAAUUUAAGAUAUCGUGGAGGAAGAACAAACAAUCGAAUUUCGCCUAGUCGUAAUCGACUUUUAGAUACAUCACAAGAAACACAAGAUUGUCAUGUAUCCUCUACAACUACUAAUCUAAUGCAAGAAAUUCAAAGUUUUCCAAUUGUUACCACAUUACAACUUCAACAGAAUGAUCCAGAACUAGAAGCUGACAAAAAGUUCAUUAUGAGUCAUCCACUUUAUCCUUUAUUGGCUUUAUUAUUACAACAAUGUGAAUUGGCUACAGCUAGACCUGAUUCACCGCCUCCAUUAGAUACUUUUAAUACAGAAUUAAUUUCAUACAUUCAACGUCGAAUAGAAUUACAACAACAACAACAACAACCAGAAAGAGAUCGUAAUGAUGAAGAUGAAAUGAAUGAAUUAAAAUCGAAUUCAUUAAAAUUAAAUCGUGAAAAAUUAAAUAAAAAUAAUGAAAAAUAUAAAAGUACAGAAGAUAUAAUCAAUAUGAAUGAUAAUAGUAAUACUGUAAAAACUACUAUUUCUUCGAAAUAUAAUACAAAUCAUUCAUUAACUAAUCAAAUUUCAACAACUACUAUAAUAAAUACAAUAACACAAACUACUAAUGCUAUCUCAUCUAUCAAUACUACUAAUAAAACUAAUUCAGUAGCAAAUGUACGAAAUAUUAGUGAUUGUUUUUUAUCUAAUAAUAAUAAUGUAAAUAAUGAUAUAUCUACAAAUUUUGUAUAUAAUAAUAAUAAUGAUAAUAGAAAUCGUAAAUCAUUAAGAUGUGAUAAAUCAAUGGAUCAUAAAAAUAAUUCAAGUUACGUAACAAAUAAUGAUGUUGAUGAUCCUGAUACUGAUGAUGAAUUAAGAAAAUUGAAUUGUACAUUUAAUGAUGAAAGAAGAUUUCAAUUUUUAAGUAAUAAUACUGAAUUAAAUGAAUUAAUCGUCAAAGCUAUACAAGUAUUACGAAUACAUUUAUUGGAAUUACAUAAAGUAAAUGAAUUAUGUAAAGAUUUCUGUUCCCGGUAUAUUUACAGUUUAAAAUCAAAAUUUCAAUCAGAUCCACUUAUUCAUGAUUCACAACCAUCUUCUCCUGGAGAAUCUGAAGCUGUUUCUCCAGUUGCACCGGGUUGUUACAAUCCUCGUUAUCCUCAUCAUCACCAUCAUCAUAUGCUAGGACCAAAUUUAUCCUGUCAUCCUGGACCAACGGAUAUGAUUCCACCAGAAUAUCAACGUCAUUUAUCCAGUCGACUAGAUGAUGAAUCUUUAUGUGGUUCAUCUGAUGUAGAAAAUCUCCGUUCAGAUUGUUUACAUUCCAAUUCACUUCCCAAUAUUCGCACAGGUUAUGAUAUGAAUGGAUCAUGUUAUACACCAAAUUUUCAUAUGGCUAAUUAUAAUUCACCUUAUUUUAUGGAUAAAUCUAUUGUUCAAGAUGGUUCAGUUUCAUGUGAUGAGUCACUAUCCCAGCUGCAUUCAUUUCUUUCACCAUAUGGAUCAACUGCUUUAAACAGUGCAGCAUUUCAUGCUAGUUUAGAUGGAUUAUGUGUCGGUGGAAAACAAAAACGUGGUGUACUUCCUAAACGUGCAACUCAAAUUAUGAAACAAUGGCUAUUUCAACAUCUUGUACACCCUUAUCCAACAGAAGAUGAGAAAAGACAUAUAGCAGGCCAAACAAAUUUAACGUUAUUGCAAGUAAAUAAUUGGUUUAUCAAUGCAAGACGACGUAUUCUACAACCAAUGCUAGAUUCGUCAAAUUUUGCACCACAUGGAAAUAAUUGUAAUAAUGUAGAUGGAUCAUCAGAUAGACUGUCCAAUUCCAUGGGUUGUAAUGAAUCACAUGUUAUUAGUAAGAAGAAAAAAGCUGCAACAAGCAGACCUUCAAACAAUCGAUUUUGGCCAGCCAGUUUGGUUGCUGCAGCCGCCAUACAUCCUGCAGCAGCUGGUUUAGUGUCUUCUGGGAGCAGUAAUUUUACUGCUGCAGUCAAUUCGGGCAUUAAUAUUGCAAAUAGUAGUCACAGCGUCAAUGCAAAUCCAAAUACAACACGAACUGACUGUCGGAUAUCAGAUGGAAGACCUAAUUCUUUAGACGAAGUAAUCAGUGACACGUCAAUAAGUUCAACGCCGAAGCAACAAGCCGAAUGUGCUUACACUCCACAAACAUAUGACUCAUCAUCUGUCACACUACCUCAAAGUCCUGGACAUAAUCAAAAUUUUGAUUGCAAGCUUUCAUCUGAUUUGUGGAAUCUAGAUACACGAGUUGAUUUACUAACUUCACAGAAAUUUUAUUUCAAUCUUCAAUCUGGUGUAUCUUCGACAAAAGUUCGGUCAAAUAUAAAUGACAAUACUAGGGAAAUGUGCAACAAUAAAGUCCUUCAAAAUGGAACUAAUUCAUCAAGUUUGUCAAAUCAUAACCCUUCAUUUCCAUCAAACCCAAGUCAUUGUUUGAAUCCAUUCAGCUCCACCCCUACAGUGAGCACAGAUUUAACACAAACAAUACCAGGAAAAUAUGAUUCAAUACAUGAAAAUUUAUCGAUAAAACAAUCGGAUGAAACAGUUAUUAAACGUUUAACUCCAUUAUUAAUGUCAUCAAUAUCAUCGUCGUCAUCAUCAUCAACAUGUUCUACCUCGAAAGAUAUUGAUCACUGUGUAGAUGGUGUUCAACAAAAGCAAAAUAAUAAUAAUAGAAAUGGGAUAAUAGAUAAGAAUUAUGUCAUUAAUAAAUCAAUCAAUAAUAAAACAUCAGUAGAUAAUCAUUUAUUCAGAAAUGAAAUAAAUCAUAAUAAUAAUGACUUAAUUAAUGUAAAAUCUGAACGUAAUUUCCACGAAUUUAAUCCUGUUCUACAAAAUUUACCAAUAGAAUCUAAUAAUGGUAAAAUGAAUUUAUUAGCCAAUAGAUUAUUAGAGUCUGAUUUAAUCAACAGUAAUAAUAAUAAUAAUAAUAAUAAUAGUACUAGUAGUAGUAAUGGUAAUAAUGAUAAUACUAACAAUACUGUGAAUAAUGAUAGGGAUCAUUUAAACACAUUAAAUAAUAAUGAUUCUUAUGAAAUACAAUCACAAAAUGAUGCAACAGUUCCUAUAAUGAUGAUGAAUUCAUCGUCAAAUUAUCCGCCGAAUUAUUCAUCAAUGCUAUUAUCACAAGCACAAAAUUAUUCGAAUUAUUUAUCUAAUAAUAUAAGCAAUUCAAAUAAUUUAUUAUCAUUUGAUGUACAUCCGAACAAUCUGAGGUACAGUCAUACUAACAAAGAUAAUAACAAUAAUAAUGAUAAUAAUAAUCUAAAUCAGUUAAAUUAUACAUCUCAUUCAUAUCCUAAUAUUAUUACUAAUCCAACUGGAAGGCCAAAUACCGGAUUUAAUCGUUCAGUGGAUUUUUCUACAUCAGAUGUAAAUGAUACUCCUGUUACAUCAUUUUCAAGGAUUCCAUUACAUCAUCAACAGCAACAUGAUAGUUUAUCGCCAUCUAUACAACAAAAAACAGAAUUACCAUGUUACCUAACUGAUCAAUGGUCAAAUAUUACCCCUAUAUCAACUAAUCAAUUUACACAUAAUUUAAAUACUAUAAAUCAGUAUACUACAUUUCCUUCAAGUUGGACAAAUAAAUUAAAAAACUUUAAUUCUUCUAUAUUACAAAUAGAUAAUGGAAAUAUUGAUUCAUUGUCUGGUUCAUCAGAUGAAGAUAUUCAACAUCAUCGACAUUCUCAUCGGCAUUUAGCAUUAGAAAAUGAACAGUUUAUGCAUUGUUUACGAGGUUCUGCUUUAUUAAAUCGUAAUGAAGAAACAAAUACUGAUCAGUCAUCAAUUUUACAUAGUGCUAACCAUCAAUUAAUUUAUAAUCUUCCCAAUGAUAUGAACAAUCUGAAUUAUACACAUACAGAGUUAGGUAUACAAGAGUCAUUGAAUUCUAAAUCAAUUUAUCCAGUCCAAUAUGAUCAACAUCAUCAGCAUCAUCAUCACCAUUCACAAUAUGACACUACGAUCCCAACUGGCAAUAUCGGUGAUACAUGCACAGAAAAUGAUGAUGACGGUUGUGAUAAUAAUAAUAAUAGUAACGACAACAAUAAAAGCAGUUUAUCAUUUUUUAAAUCACCAGCAACAGAUUCAAGCGAUUGUGACAUUAUAUCAAUUAAAAAUGAGUUAGGUAGUAAGAUAUCUCCCAAGCGUAAUGUAGCUGAUUCAAAUUGGUAUCGUGAAUCGCAAAAGAACGCAAGAAAUUCUUUAAUUAGCCAGUAUACACCACUGAGUAUGAAUUCGAAUAAUGCAAUUUCAAAUGAAAAGAGUGAUAAGAACACCAAACGAUUUACUUGUAAAGAGGAGGUAAAAUAUGCUGAAAAGUUGAAAGUAGUAACUACAAUGAAUCAAAAAGAAGUAAGCUCUGAAACAGUUAACAAUAGGGAGGUAAGAGAACAACCUACAGAAGAAGAAACCUGGCAUGGAGCAAGACGAAUGAACGAUGCAUUUCAAAAUCGAUCAAAUACUUGUCAAAAUCGAACUCAUGAAAAGGGAUAUAAAGGAAGUGGAAAAGAUAAACAAGAUUAUUCCCUCAAAAAUAAAUAUUCUGAGUCAAUGAAACUAGAUGAACAACAAAUAAAAGCAGCUUUAUAUGAAUUGCAAAGACCAUCAUGCCUACUAAUCCCACUGUAUUAUUUAUGUCAGUUAUGUUGGAAUUUUUGUCGUAGAUAUCCUAUUCGAAUUACAUUAUGCCACAAACAGAAAUGGAGACCAUUACAGAACAUAGAAAAGAUAUGUGUAAAAAAUACUUUAGGUUUGAUUUUUGGAUUAAGCCUAGGAUUCAUAACAUAUUUCUUAUUUAUGAUCACGUUUUCAGGAAAUCCACAUUUAUCCACAUUAUUAAGCGCUUACAUCAUGUUGAUAAGUGUAUAUGGUUUAGCAUUCUCUGGAAAUUUUCAAUGUAUCACAUUAUUAACAUUUCCAUAUAUAAUUGCUACACGUUUACGUUGGGCAAUUUUAAUCUAUGCAACUGGUAUAUCAUUCAAUGGACCUGGUUUAAAUUUUCUACAUAAUUCAGGUAAUUUUCGCAAUUCCAUUGUUUGUAUCAUAGCACAAGUGAAUACAAAUAUGAUGGUAUUGAAAAAGUUAACUCAAUCACCAUUCAUUGUAUUGAAAGAUCAAUUAGAAAAUAUGAUUGAUGGUAUUAACAAUAUUCGAAAUACCUUAAGAAACUUAUUAUUUAAAAUUAAUUUCUCCAUUAUACAAUUAACUAAUGUAAUGGAAAGUCAAGCCAGUUGGAUACAUUCAUUAAUUAUAGCAUGUGAAGAUAAAAUUUCUUUGAUGAAUCAAUGUUUAGCUUUUUUUAAUAAUAUUUACUUUAGUUGUGUGAAUAGUUUUAAAAUUUUAAGUAGUCUAUGUCGUUUUAUCAGAUUUUUUGCUAAAGAUACUUGUGUUUCAUCAGAAAAAUUUACAGAUUUAUGCCGAAAACAAAGUGCCGUACUUGAAGAGACAUUGAACAUUACAACAACAACAGAAUUAACUAAACAACUUCAUGAAAUAAUCCAUUUGAUUGGAAGUAAAAAUUUAACACUUUAUGAUAAUUUAAGUAAUAUAGAAGUUAUUUUCAAUGAUGAUCAUUAUAUAUCAAAUAAACUUCAACAAAGAAUGGAUCAUUUUGUACAAGCUAUUGAUGUUGUGAAAUUGAUUUUACCUUGGAUUUUAGUAGUAUGGACAUUAUUCACCAUGUUGAUAUUAGUUAUACAAGCAAUUAUAUUUAAAAAGUGUUGGCUAUCAAAGGACUCAUAUGAUAAUGUAUAUAUAACUGAUGAAUUUAUUAAACAAACAUCAUCAAUCAAUCCAUUUUUCGUUUACCAAUUUUUUAUGUUUAAGGAAAUACAAGCCUUCAAACGAGGUUUGGUUCCCACAGUUCCAUUAAUCCGUAAAGAAAAGAAAUUAUACAAGAAGUUAUCAAGUUUCAGCUGGACUAUAUCAGAAAAACAAUCUGCAGUUUUUAAUUCUUUAAUGCUUUUAACAUGGAGUACUUCAAUUAUUCUAGUUAUGAUAACUGAUUAUGUAAUGUAUACAAUUUUUAAUAUUAUGUCAGUUUUAUUUUUAUAUGAUUAUUCUGAUUUUGGAAAUAUUACAGGAAAACAUGAUGAACAAAUAAAUGAAGAUGAAACAAAUGAAUUAUAUAUUGAUGGUGAUUCAACAUUUGCAAAUAUUGUACAAUCAUUGAUUAGUUUAAUGAAUCCAUUGAAAAAUAUUGAAUUAAACAUAGAUGUAACACUUUGUCGACCAACAUUAACUCCACCAGAUUUAUAUAAAUAUGCUUUUAUUUGCUUAUUACUAAGUUUAGCAUAUUUAAGUGUUGUUUUUCAAGUGUAUAUUAUGCGUUUACGACAUGUCAUCAUGAUAUGGUACUAUCCAAAGACAGCAGCUAGACGUGCAGCCUGGCUUCGUAUACAUAUAAGAAAUAACCGUGGCUUAUAUAAUCGUAUUAUACACAAAAUUAAAACAAUAGAUAUCGCUUCAAAUCACCGAUCACAAAAUUUGUCACGAUUUGGAAGAUAUUUAUGCCGUAAUCCACGUGUAGCAUAUUUUCUUAAGUUAUUCGGAGUUCAACGCAUUAUUUGUACAUUUUGUGGUAGUGAUGGGAAUCCAUCAAAAAAAGUUGAAUUUAAACAGAAUUUCACACGUUGUGAAGAAUGUGAUGCUUAUUUUUGUCGUGCAUGUCAAAUAGCCUUGAAUCAUAUAUGUUUAUUAUGUCGUACACCAAUGUUUUCUAUGUCUAUUGAAGUAGAUUUUGAACAUUAUUCAACAGAUGAAGAAAAAGAGUAUAUCAAUGCACGCUAUUUACAAAUAAAUAAGCAUAGUUCAAUAAAAUCUUCUGAUAAACUAACAGAAAAAGACAUGUGAUGUUUUUACAAAUGGUCCAAAUAUUCAAAAUUUCAAUACUCGAAAAAUCAUUUAUUUCAACAAUAUGACAACAAUCUGUUACAAUAUGUAUGUUAAAUAUUAAAAAAC